This is a messenger RNA of Meloidogyne enterolobii, 895 nucleotides long. NCBI's taxonomy places the organism in Eukaryota, Metazoa, Nematoda, Chromadorea, Rhabditida, Meloidogynidae. The record is from the annotation of a GenBank genome assembly.
AAAAUGAGACAAGAAAUUAUUAUGCUUAUAUUAUUAUUUGGUCUAUUUUCUAGCAGCGAAUCCAUGAGUAAAUUAGAGGCUAAUAUUGCAACCAAGAAAAUUCUAAAAGAGAUGUGUAGCGGGGAGCGACAUGAUUCUGAUUCUGGGAAGAUUUUAUGUGAUACAAUUAUUAACUUCAUGGAAAGUCUUUCGAUUAGCGGGUGUGUGAACGCAGCAAAAUUACUAGCUGGUACGGUUAAUUGCGAAAUUUCAUUUUCUAACUAUGCGGAGUUUUUGGAGUCUACAUGUAAAAAUUAUUUUUUAUUUAACAACAAACUUUGGUGCCCACUUCGAGACCCGUGUUGUAUUAAACACGCGGACGAAAUUGUACGGGGGUUAUUCCCCAGUUGCUCAGAAAUAGCAAAGGCUAUAAUUGAUUUAUCAAGUAAAAUCUGUAAUACAUCAAAAAAUGCGGGAGUGGAGUCUGCUAAUGAAGGCUGUAGAGUUGCCGUUAACUUGGCAAUAUUUAAACCGCGCCAAGCUUGUUAUCAAAUAUUUUCGCCUACGCAUCUUGCACCUUCCAAUCCAAGCAGCUUUUAUUAGAAACAAACGUUCCAGAAAUGGUCAAAGAAGUGGCAAUGAUGGGAAUCAAUAAAACAAGAAUUUGAUUAAAAUUGCUAAUAUUAAUUAAAAUUUAAUCAUUAUAUAUUUAAUUGAAAAUACAUAAAAGUACUGGCACUUUUUUUUGUUUUAAUGUUUUUUUCUCAAUUUUUACGACUAAUAGGUUUUGGUUUUUUGUCUUUUAAGCAAAUUUUAUCAAGUUUUUUUUGGCUCUACUUCACUAUGAGUCCAAUUGAACUUUUAAUUCCAAACAAACUAAAUAAAAAUUCUAUUUUUCAAUACCUCAAAAAAGAGG